GCGGAAGCGGCGCGAUGGCGGCAGGUGAGGGGCCCGGGCAGGCGGCGGCUCCGGCCGCCCGUGUCCCGCCGGGCUGAGGGUCCCGCGGGUCGGUACCGCUGCCGCCUCCUCCAACAUGGCUCUGAUCGAGGGUGUGGGCGAUGAGGUGACUGUGCUCUUCGCCGUCCUGCUGGUCGCCGUGGUGCUGGGGCUGGCCUGGGCCUCCACCCGCGCCCCCGAGCCCGCCGCCGCCGCCGCCGCUCCCCGAGCGGACACGGCCCUGCCCGAGGAGGGACCGAGCGCUGCCCCGGCCCCCGCCGAGCAGAAAUCCCCGGCGGCGGCUGCCGGAGCGGCCCCCGAUGGAGCGGGCGGGCUGGCGGCGGGGCUGCGGCCCCGGGUUGUCCCCGCAGCCGCAGCGGCUGCCCCGGGUGAGGGGGACAGCGGCCCCGCCGAGCCCACCAUGGUGCUGCGGCUGAAGUUCCUCAACGACACGGAGCGCCUGGCCCGGGUGCGUCCCGGGGACACCGUCGGGACGCUGAAGAGGGCGUAUUUCCCGGGGCAGGAGCAGCAGGUGAGGCUCAUCUACCAGGGCCAGCUGCUGCGGGACGACACGCAGAGCCUGGCCGCCCUGCACCUGGUGCCCAACAGCGUCCUGCACUGCCACAUCGCCCCGCACAGCCCCGCACCCGCCGCCCCCGCCGGUCCCCACGCCUCUGCCGACCCCGUCCACGCGGCGCUGAACGUGGGCAGCCUGAUGCUGCCGCUGUUCCUGCUGCUCCUGGCCGUGCUCUGGUACUUCCAGCUCCAGUACCGACACGUCUUCACCGCCACCGCCACCACCUUCCUGGCCGGCCUCACGCUCCUCUUCAGCUUCAUGGCCUUCACCAUGUACCGCAGAUAGCACGGCCCGGAGCCCGCGGGGACCCUGCCCCGAACACCGCAACCGCACGGAACCGGGGUGGCCGGGGCGUGGACUGUGGGACGCGGG
Calypte anna (Anna's hummingbird) is the source of this 967-nucleotide messenger RNA. RefSeq names its product transmembrane and ubiquitin like domain containing 1 (gene TMUB1). The coding region runs from base 116 to 880 and encodes 254 amino acids. The transcript has 2 exons. Gene Ontology annotation, molecular function: protein binding. NCBI's taxonomy places the organism in Eukaryota, Metazoa, Chordata, Aves, Apodiformes, Trochilidae. The record is from RefSeq and is a predicted model, not a curated record.